UUUUAUUGUUUCUUGAAAGAAGCAUUAACCCAGAAUAGCGUGACAAAAGAUGAUCUCGGUGAACUUUACAAAGCCUUUGUGCAAGAUUUGUUAUACUUCGAUCGUGAGUACAAGAAGCUUGAUUCAGAUGCUGUUCUUGGGUUGCGCGUAGCCGAAGGUACGGUAAGCAUAGCGUAGGUUUAGGAUGGUGUUUUAUCGAACUAUUAACAGGAUAAACGUUGUUAAGCCUUUAUUUGAUCUAGGCGAGAAAGAAGAAAAGUCUUUUAACUUGGUUGGUUUGAACCACACUGCAGACUUGUUUUCGAAAUAUUUUGCUGGCUGCUGGUCGCUCCUGACAGCUGGGGUUUAAAUGCACACACUUAUGCAUUUGUAAAUUUAAAAAUGGUAAUAAAACACUUGUAAAAGUUAAAUAUUUAAUUGACCUCAGUUCACAAGCCACUAAAUAAAGGCAACGCCACGUAAACAAAAUGGCCCGGGGGGGUACUGUCGAUAUAUGGGCUAUAUAGGUAUGUGCCGCUGUGAAGGGUAUGGUUUUCAAGCAGUUUACCCUAGGAUAGGGUAUAUAACUCAGAGCGUUUAGGUCUACAAUAGGGUCUCAUUUUUCAGGAAACUGAUCAGUUGGUUGAAGAUUUUAUCUAGACUAGGGAUUGUGGUAUAAGGUUUUGUUUUGGCUAGACUGUGCUAGUGACUUCAGUAGUUUCUGGAAUACAGCCACUCUAGGAUAGGGGGAAUAGCGGAGUUUACUCUAGUAUAGGGUAGCAAAAUUCGGCUGAACUAGUUCUGGUAUAGGUUAAAGGUUCCAGGGUCCCAGCAGCACAUCCCCACCCAGUUAUUCCUAAAGUACCACCCCGGGAAAAAUGGCCUGACCUCAACAGAGCAGUCAUUCAGAUCCACGAAAAAGUGUUUAGGAAAAAAUAAUGUCCUAAAGGGCUGAAUUUUCUUAGGACAUUUUUAGUUUUUGUCAGACAUUAUUUUGUUUUCUUAUGACAGAAUAAAUGAAAAUUAGAUCCUUUCAAGAUACUUUUAGUUUAAAAAUACUUAAAAACAAAUAUACUUUUACAUGUAAAAGGUCUAGGAGGCCUAUUUCUGCCAUUAAUAGCAUUGCCAAUGCAUGACUGCAUUAAACUUGAAUAAUUAUACUCUUUCAAGUUUGAAGUUUGUGUUUCCAGAAUGAGGUGUGAAGAUAAUUAUUUUGUUUUCCUCUUUCCUUACCUAUUAAACAUGGAGUGGAUUUUAAAAUUACAAACACAGCACAAAAGAAAUGUGUUUGAACGUGCAACUUUCAUAACAAAGAAAAAUUGUCACAGGAUAUAUUCUUAUGUCAGCCAAACAUACUCAAAUAAACUGCGCUUCAUUCUGUUGUUUUCUUGAUCAUAAUCCAGCCACGAGUAGCUUUAAGCCAUCGUGGCUGGAAUUUUCGUUCAGCUUUGGCGACAAUUUUUUUUGUUGGAUCAUUGACCAAAUCUUCAUGAGCAACUUUCACACUGCUUUCUUCGUUUGAAAAAAUAUGACAUAGGUUUUUGGCUCUUUUCAGCCAUAACUAAGUCCUUUCAUUCUCAUGGUUCGCUCGAAAUAGAAUCAAAGAUGGCGCCUGCAUUAUAACGACACUCCUAUGGGCUUUUGUCUGACCAAUCGCAUGCACUGUGAGAUCUUUGUAAAAUACAUCCAAGAUGGCAGAGGUUGCAUUGUUCAUUGUGCAAAUUGUUGCUCAAACUAGGGAUAUUUUCGCUAUAUGGAAAAUUGUACAAAAUGUACCCAUCUCUAACAUUAAUCUCUACCACAAGACACAUUUAUCUAGUAUUUCAUAUUCUAUUUUCAUUUCGCACAUUUGUCAUAAUUUGUUUGGACAAAUGAAAAUUGUCUCGGACUAUGUCCAAAGACUGACGUGGAUCUGAAUCACUGAGAGAGGGGCUGUAAAAAGACCCACAAGCCCCUUCAACCCAAUAAUUAGGGUGCCCCCGCAUAUACCCGACAACAGACUGCUGCCCAGCUAUGUCUCGAGCUUAACUUAUAUAGCCUAAAUUUCAUUUAGCCUCAUAGUCUGAUGGACAGCCCAUCUGAUAGGGUGCGAUAAAAAAUCAGAAAUUGUGCCAUAAGAUAAGACUAUUAUGCAAUAAAUUAUGCAAUUUUUUCAGGGCUUAUUAACAUUGUUUUACCAGGUUUCAAAGUAGAAAAAUCAAUUUAAUGUAAAAGAAUAAUAAAACAUCUAUUUUAAAACAAAAUAAUUAAAUUUGUCCAAUUUUCUUGACCCGGAAAAGAAAACAGUUAGAAAGGAAGAAAAAGGACACAUGUUUAACAUAAUGACACCCUUACACCGCUGACCACACUGCUUAUCUCUGAAAUCAAAAUGGCUACUCAGAUACUCCCAACAAAGGUUUCAGAUGUCUUGCAAGGCUUUCUUUAGUGGCAAAUCACCUUAAAUAACAUUAAGAUUGGGAAAAUGUUUGAUUAAAGUUAGAAUUUAUUAUUUAGUUUACUUGAAGUUAACAUUUUUUUUAUGAAUUAUGCGAUUUUCCUCAGAUCGGAUGCAAUUUGAGGUCAAUUGUGCGAAAUUGUACCAUCACAAUAUCAGAAGGCCUGCAUAGAUCCCAAGCGGGCAAGAUGGGCCCAUCUUACCCUCUCUGACUGAAUUAUCACACAACAGACCUUUCCUAUUGCACAGUCUGCGCUGAAAAUGACACCCAAUUUCUGAUUUUUUAUCACACUCUAUCAGAAGGCCCGAUACAACUAAACAAGGACAUCUCUGUCUUGCAGGCUACCUCAAGAGGUUACUUCAAGAUGCAGAAAGAGGGAAAAUUAAACUCAAACUAAACGUCUUCAAUGAUGUAGAAGAUCUCCUACACAGAGUAUCUAACAUUCUAAAGAAGAUUACUCCACUGGUCAUGGAGAAUGACCCACUCUUUUAUCCUUUGCUUAACUCUCAGUGGACCUAUUACAAACCGUAUAUGUAUAGAGAACAAGACUAUGAUGAAGGGCAGAAAGAUGAAGCCAAUGCAGAAAGGUUUUCUCAAUGUGUU
Messenger RNA from Porites evermanni, 3017 nucleotides. Lineage: Eukaryota; Metazoa; Cnidaria; Anthozoa; Scleractinia; Poritidae. The record is from the annotation of a GenBank genome assembly.